UUCAUUAUUCCUUUUAUCUGAAGAGCAAUGUUCUGCAAUGGCAUUUUCUGAAGAUUUUUAGCUAUCAGCUUCCAGCCACAGGAAACUACAACAACAUACAGAACAGAGGGCACCAAAAACCGGUUUCCAAUUUUCAUGCAGCUUCAUCAAGCUCUUGUUUCUAAUGUCUUGGGGAGAUUUUCUGUACCUGGAAUGAACAGCAAGAGCUAUAUUUCUUUGGAUGAGCUAGAAAAGAUACUCCAGUAGAUGACUGCAAAAAGAUUCAUGAACGUCAGAAAUCACACAGCAGUGACUGAGUUCAUACUUCUGGGGUUCACUACAAACCCCAAACUGCAACAGCUUCUGUUUGGGGUGUUUCUGAUCAUCUAUAUAGCUAGCCUUGCAGGGAACAUUGCACUCAUUGCUCUAAUCUACAGCAGCUCCCAUCUUCACACACCCAUGUAUUUCUUCAUUGGCAACCUGUCCUUCCUGGACCUCUGGUAUUCCUCUGUCUAUACCCCUAAGAUCCUGGUGAACUGUAUCUCUGAGGACAAGAGCAUUUCCUUUGGGGGUUGUACUUCACAGUUCUUCUUCUCAGCUGGCCUUGCUUAUAGUGAAUGCUACCUCCUGGCAGCUAUGGCCUAUGACCGCUAUGUGGCCAUUGCUACUCCGUUGUUGUAUUCAACUGCCAUGUCCAAAAAACUAUGUACAGGGCUGGUGGCCUUCUCCUAUUUAGGUGGAUUCAUCAAUGCCACUAUCCUCACCAGUGAAACCUUCACAUUGACCUUCUGUGAUGGCAACAUAAUUGAUGAUUUCUUCUGUGAUGUGCCUCCUCUGGUGAAACUUUCCUGUGAUGUGACUGAAAAUUACCAAAUAAUGUUGUAUUUCCUCCUGACUUUUAACAUCAUUUCCCCCUCAGCUUUCAUCCUUGCCUCCUAUGGCUUCAUCCUGGCAGCCAUCUUGAGGAUCCGCUCCACUGAAGGGAGACGUAAAGCCUUCUCCACAUGUGCUUCCCAUCUGACAGCUGUGACUUUGUACUAUGGCUCCAUCCUCUUCAUAUACUCGCGCCCCAGCUCCAGCUAUGCCUUGGGCAGGGACAAAUGGGCCUCCACGUUCUACACAGUGGUUUUUCCCAUGCUGAAUCCAUUGAUUUACAGCUUGAGGAACAAGGAUGUUAUCAAGGCUGUGAAGAAGCUGACUAGUAAAAGAACACAUUUCUGA
Hemicordylus capensis (graceful crag lizard) is the source of this 1200-nucleotide messenger RNA. Its product is annotated as olfactory receptor 1013-like. The coding region runs from base 247 to 1200 and encodes 317 amino acids. NCBI's taxonomy places the organism in Eukaryota, Metazoa, Chordata, Lepidosauria, Squamata, Cordylidae. Gene Ontology annotation, cellular component: membrane. Gene Ontology annotation, molecular function: odorant binding; G protein-coupled receptor activity; olfactory receptor activity. The record is from RefSeq and is a predicted model, not a curated record. The transcript has 2 exons. Gene Ontology annotation, biological process: G protein-coupled receptor signaling pathway; sensory perception of smell.